AUGAACGUCUUCGCCGCGUUUUUCGCGGUUGUGGCCGUCGUCGCCGCUGGCACCAUUUCGCCGGCGGAUCUGGCCCCACAAUUUCGUCAAGGGCACGAAUAUUCCUAUAUUGUCGAAGCUCAGCUGGCCUCGAGCCUGGCUGGUGAGGAACAGAAUGCUGUUCAACGAGUUAGAGCCUUGAUGAGAUGCGGAAUGCUCAGUCAGAAGAGAGCGGUCUGCAAACUGCAUGAUUCCCAAAUGACCAAAUUGAAUGACAAUAUCCGAUUGGAUGGAGAAUUGGUCAAAUUUGAACAAGCCAGAAAGGUGAAAGUCAAUGAGGAACAUAUGAAAGUUCUUCAACUGCCUUUUGAAGUCAAGUAAGUUAUAUUUAUAUCGUUUUAUUUAGCUAGACCUGCAGUUUAGGGCUUUUUCCCGUUCCAAAUGAAUAAACAGACAUUGAAGAAAGAGAUGACACAGGAUUGUAUAAAUUUUUGAAUUACUUCUAAACCUUUUUCAGCUAUGAGAACGGCCGAAUCGUCGAUUUGACCUUCAGCCAGAAGGACAAAACUUUCUCUGAGAAUAUCAAGAGAAGUGUUGUAAACUCCCUCCAACUCAGCCUUUCCCAACAAGAAGAGCAGACUCAGCACUUCAAAGUCAACGAAACCUCGAUUGAAGGAAGUUGUGAAACUCUCUACACCAUCCUUCCAGAAGACAGAUGUAGAUCCAACAAGAACCAAAAGUCCUGUGUGAGAAUCGUCAAGACUAUCAACUUUGAAAACUGCGACCAUUCGACCGAACUUCGUUACAACUUCUUCAGAGGAGAGCAACUUCAGGACGGUCUUCAGGAGAAAGAGUCCAACCAAACUGGAAUCCAAAGGUCGACUAACAUCGAGAUUGAACUCAAGCGAGAAUCUGAAGAAGUCUUUGUCGUCAGCUACGCCAAGUCUGUUGCUGAAUACAGUGUCCCCUUGUCUUUGACGAAAAACCAAUAUUUGACUGCAGUUGCCAUCACUGAAGUUCGUCUCCAGGACAUCAAACAGCUCGAAGUUUCGGAUGAAGUUGAAACCAAGAAGAAGCCUCAAAGCCUCGUGUACAACGAUGAAUUCGACGUGAAGAGAGAGAAGUUCUACGCUACUGGAAAUGAAGCCUACUUGAAAGAUCAACAGUACAUCAAGAAGAGCAAUAUCCCUGAAGCCGUUAAGAACUUGUUGAAGGCCAUGGCUCAGACCUUUGUUGCUGAAUCCGUCAGCUGGGAGAUGGACUCUAGAGCUCCUCAGAUCUUCAUGAACUUGGUGAAGAUUCUCCGUCAUGCCUCCAAGGAUGACAUUGAAGAGAUCCACGAGAAAAUCUAUUCCUCUGAUGCUUUCGAAAAGAAAUCGGUCAAGUUUGUCAAGGCCGUCAUUGUCGAUGCUUUGGCUGCAGCUGGAACUCACCCAACCAUCACUCAUUUGCUCACUAAAUUCAGAAAGGACGUCUCUGAAAGCAAAUCUGCCAGCUUGUUGAAAAGAAUCGCCAUCAACAUUCCAUUCGUCAGCGAGGAGAUUGUCAGCUCCAUUUGGAAAGUCUGUGACAUGAACACCGAGAAAAAGAGCCUCUACAAAACUUGCAUCCUGAGCUGGUCUAGACUGGCCAACGCCGUGUGUGGACAACCCGAAUUCAACGGUGAUUUGUGGGCUCAACAGAAGAGACAACAACCAGUUUGCAGCGAGGAAUUCAAGAAUGAAUUGAACCAGGUAACAACCACAACCAGUGUGUGUAAUAUCGGUUUAGAACUUGAAAUCUCUUCUGGCUGAAUCCGCGGAGCCGGAAUCCAGAAUUCUCGCCCUGAAGGCUUAUGGAAACUUGGCUCUCGAGUUGAGCGUUCCCCAGCUGGAGCAGAUUGCUCGUGAUCAGACCUUGGACAGGAUUCAACGUCAGGUGGCCAUUGACGCCUUCAGACAGUUUGGGAAGAGAAUGUCGAAGAGAAUCUCCAGAAUCUUAUUGCCUAUCUUCAUGGACAAAAAUGAGUACCCAGAGAUCAGAAUGGAGGCCCUCAAGCAGCUGUUGAACAACAAUGUUGAUGAAAAUGUGCUUCAACAAAUUUCUUUCGGAGUGAUGCGCGAUGCCAACAUGAACAUUAGAGCUUUCACCGUUUCAUCUGUUUUGAGCUUGGCCCAGAAGCUGGAAAAGAGAAACCCGAGAUUGUAAGCACAUCUUGAGAUCAUCAGAAAUCAUUUUCCAGAGCCCAAAAGCUGAUAGCCGCGGAGACCCUGAUUCGUCAAGGCUUGAGCUUCCAGCAACAACAACGCCUAGACAGGUCUUUGGCCAAACAAGAUACUGAACUGCUCGGAAACUCCGCUUUCACCUUCUCUUCGAUUCUUUCCAACGACUCUUAUAUCCCCAAGGAUCUCCAACUUUCCGUUGACGCCUUGAUCAACCGUCAUCUUCUUCCUAUUUUUGCUCAAUACGGAAUUCGUCAACAAAAUAUCGAAAAGGUCGUCGACCAACUUCUCCAGAAGCUGGUCGACCAGCCCACCGACAAAAUCUUGGUCCGUGGAAGACGUUCCGCCAUGCAGAAGAUGGUCAACUCUCCAGUUCAGACCCUGAAAAGCAUUUUUGAUCAGUUGAAGAUUGUUGUGCGCAGAAACGAGAAUGCCCCUCAAUUCCUCGCCUACAAGCGCGAACAGGGAAUGGACGUUGCCUUUGUCUACGCCGACCAAAAACACCUUCCUGAUUUCAUUGCCGGUCUGGUUACUGAUGGACAAAUCGAUAUCAGCGGAUUAGAAACUGAUGGAGAGAAAGCGUUCAGCUACACUGGAGCUGAGAUGAGCUUUGAGCAACAACUUAAAGUCCCAACUAUUUUCGGUAUCCCCUUGGUUUACACUGCUCAGGCCGCCCAUGUCUACUCUAUUGAUGGAAAGACCAAGUUGGCUUUGAAGACUGCCGGCAACGCCAUCAACGGAGCUGAGUUCAAGAUUAAUGUUGUCCCUAAGGUCUCAACCCAACUGGUCCAAAAACUUGAAGCCAUUUCGCCCUUGUUGACCAACGGGAUUCAACACCAAAUCAACUUGGACGCUCAGAUGCCUCUGGUCGUUGAGGACCGCUACAACGAAAAUGGUCUUCAAAUUGACGCUGCUCUGCCAAAACAAAGAGAUCACACUUACAAGGUCGUCCAGAUCUCUUCUCAUCCAUCCACAUUGACGCGUGAAUGGCCAAGAGAAUCCAAGACCUACGUUGAAUCCGAAGAGCGUACUCUUCAUGUCAGGAAAUGCCAACCAUUGUUCCGUGAGACGCAGAAACAAUGGACCUCGCCAUUCACCGGAAUGAGAUACGAAAUCCGCGGUCAUUACCAUCAUCCUUCUGAACCCGACUGUCUUAUUGUUGGAGAAAACGCCCUCCAGUUGCACAUUCACGUUGAGAAAGGAGCCGCCAAGAAAUUGAGAUUCCAUUAUAAGCUCGAAACCGACUCUAUCCAACAAACGGAAGGGCCAAAAAUGCUCCACAAAUUGUUGAAGGGAGCCCACGUCGACCAGUUGUUCAAGAACACCCCGCAGAACGAAAAAUCUAUCGUCAGCAAAUUCGCAGAGAACUAUAAAACCUUCGCCGUUACGAAAGUUCAAUCCAAACUUGUCGGACUAGCUCUUGGAGCUGAUGAUCAGCAAUUGGCCAAGAUGGAAGCGACGACGAAGACUCUUUGCGACUCAUCCUUUACCCUCUGCUCAACUGAUUCUGAAUACAGAUUCAAACACGAAGGAUCUGACGGAUUCAAACUUCGCGUCGUCGGUGAAGUCGCUCGUCUACAAUUGCAUGGAGUUUACGGUGGAGUUAAGUCUCAACACGUUUUGGCUCAUGUCGAAACUCAUUGGGGGAAAUACAACGAGGAAGACAAGAAUACCGUCUCUUUCUGUGUCUAUGGCCACCCAUCUUCUCAACAAGUCCAAGGUCUUGCCCAACAAUCGAGCCAAUAUGAUGAUGAAGAUUAUCCCAUGACUCAAAUGCCCACCAAGAUCCAUGCCAACCACUACACCAUCUUGAUGGAGAACCAGUUGAACGGCUGGACUACCCAACACAUCCGACCUUUGGUCAAGUUUGUACAGCUCUAUACCAACCCUACGUCGAUGGUUAUGAGUGCUGAAUGGAGUGCCGAAAGAGCGCUUCCAAGACACAGUGUGUUGAAGAACGACAUUGUUGUCGAGGAUGGACAUGUCAGACUGAUCACUGAUGACGAACAUGAAGUUUCUGCCCGUUUGAGCCAGAGAAAGCCCCACAGAUCCGGAUCCAGCAGAAGAGACAUCUUCACAAGUCAAUCAGCGAACGAUAUGGCCAGAUGCACCUUGGACAACAAGCACAACAUCGAGUCUUUUAAUGGAAAAACUUACAGAGUAAGAAACAGUGAUGACUACAAAGCCUUUUUUGCCGGGUGUCACGCUCAUUCCGCAUUGUUUUAGAUUCCUUUAACGUCUUGCUACACCGUUCUUUCUGCUGACUGCUCUUCCGAAGAACCCAAGUACGCCAUCUUGGCCAAGACCGGAAAGAACGGCCGAUUGACCCUUCAACUGCUCAAUCCCCGAGGAAUCUACACCAUCGAGAGAGAAGCGGACGAAACCUCCGUUAAAGUUAAUGGGGAAGCCAUCGCUGAGGAUGAAUACCAAAGAUAUGGGUAAGUCAUACAUCCGCCUAUAAAAGACAGAAGUGAAAAUGGUUUUAAACGAUUUAUUACAGUCCUUGAAAUUAAUUGUGCAUUUCAAUGUUUUAGAGUCUCCAUUGUCCGCCGCGACCAACGAGUCAUCUACGUCCUCCACUGCCGUACGACUGGAAUGGAAAUCCGUUACGAUGGAGAGAAUGUCUCCGUCUUCCUUCCCGACGAAUACGUCAACCAACAAUGCGGAGUCUGUGGAAGAUUCUCCAACAGCCAGGAUGAUUCGCUCCGUCUCUCCAACAACCAGUUGGCCAAGACGUUGAAGGAAUUCCACGCUUCGUACUUGUACCGUGAAUCCGGAUGUGAUGCUUCGGAAGUUGAGAAGCGUACUGAAAAGCAUUAUCGCCAAGAAGACAGCUUCGAAUCUGCUGAAUCCGAUGAAAUGGAAAAUUUGACCAAGCCAAAAUCCGAUGAAAGCCGAGUUGUGAAGCCGCAACAAGUUCAACAGAUCCGUGAAUUCAGAGAGUUCAUCUGCAUCUCUCAGAAGGCUCUUGCCAAGUGUCCUCGAGGAUUCGAAGCCCAAGGCUUGGCCACUGAACAGAAGGAGUUCGUCUGCAUUCGUCGUCAUCAUGCGGGAGUCCAAGCUCUCAGGCAACGAGUCCUUGAUGGUGAAAUCAUCGAAGACCUUAAGAAGCACGGCAAGACCGUCAAGCUUUUCGACGUUGAGCUGCCCAAGCGUUGCUCCCAAUUCGAACAAUUCUAA
Messenger RNA from Bursaphelenchus xylophilus (pine wood nematode), 5360 nucleotides. The record is from the annotation of a GenBank genome assembly. NCBI's taxonomy places the organism in Eukaryota, Metazoa, Nematoda, Chromadorea, Rhabditida, Aphelenchoididae.